Candidozyma auris is the source of this 1527-nucleotide messenger RNA. It is a transcript of the gene VMA2, whose product is annotated as H(+)-transporting V1 sector ATPase subunit B. Gene Ontology annotation, cellular component: proton-transporting V-type ATPase, V1 domain. Lineage: Eukaryota; Fungi; Ascomycota; Pichiomycetes; Serinales; Metschnikowiaceae. The record is from RefSeq and is a predicted model, not a curated record. The transcript has a single exon. Gene Ontology annotation, biological process: ATP metabolic process; proton transmembrane transport. The coding region runs from base 1 to 1527 and encodes 508 amino acids. Gene Ontology annotation, molecular function: ATP binding; proton-transporting ATPase activity, rotational mechanism.
AUGUUGUCUGAUAAGGAAUUGUACGAAUUGAACAAAAAAGCCGUCACGGAGGGCUUCAAGAUCAAACCCAGAAUCAACUACAACACCGUCGGUGGUGUCAACGGUCCUUUGGUGAUCUUGGACAAUGUCAAAUUUCCUUCCUUCAAUGAGAUUGUAAACUUAACCUUGCCUGAUGGCUCUGUGAGAGCUGGUCAGGUUUUGGAAGUCAGAGGCUCGAAGGCUAUUGUCCAGGUGUUCGAGGGUACCUCAGGCAUCGAUAUCAAAAAGACUAGAGUGGAGUUUACCGGCGAGAACUUGAAGAUUGCUGUAUCUGAGGACAUGUUGGGACGUGUGUUUGACGGUUCUGGUCGCCCAAUUGAUAAGGGCCCUAGAAUUUUUGCUGAGGACUACUUGGAUAUCAACGGAUCUCCAAUCAACCCUUACGCUCGUAUCUACCCUGAGGAAAUGAUCUCGACGGGUAUAUCUGCCAUUGAUACAAUGAACUCGAUUGCCAGAGGUCAAAAGAUUCCUAUUUUUUCUGCGUCCGGUUUGCCUCAUAACGAAAUUGCCGCUCAGAUUUGCAGACAGGCUGGUUUGGUGAGACCAACGAAGGAUGUUCAUGAUGGCCACGAGGACAAUUUCUCCAUCGUUUUCGCUGCUAUGGGUGUUAACUUGGAGACUUCCAGAUUCUUCAAGCAGGACUUCGAGGAGAACGGCUCUUUGGAAAGAACUUCCUUGUUUUUGAACUUGGCAAACGACCCCACCAUUGAGAGAAUUAUUACUCCAAGAUUAGCCUUGACCACUGCUGAGUACUUGGCUUACCAGACGGAGAGACACGUGUUGACCAUUUUGACUGAUAUGUCUUCGUAUGCUGAUGCCUUGAGAGAAGUGUCCGCUGCGAGAGAAGAAGUGCCAGGUAGAAGAGGUUACCCAGGUUACAUGUACACAGAUUUGUCUACUAUUUACGAAAGAGCUGGUAGAGUUGAGGGCAGAAACGGUUCAAUUACCCAGAUUCCUAUUUUGACAAUGCCUAACGAUGAUAUCACACACCCUAUCCCUGAUUUGACCGGAUAUAUCACUGAGGGCCAGAUUUUCGUUGAUCGUCAAUUGUCCAACAGAGGUAUCUACCCACCAAUCAACGUGUUGCCUUCUUUGUCCCGUUUGAUGAAGUCUGCCAUCGGUGAAGGUAUGACCAGAAAGGACCAUGGUGAUGUUUCCAACCAGUUGUAUGCUAAGUACGCCAUUGGUAGAGAUGCUGCUGCCAUGAAGUCCGUCGUUGGUGAAGAGGCUUUGUCUACAGAGGACAAGUUGUCCCUUGAGUUCUUGGAGAAGUUUGAGAAGAAUUUCAUUGCUCAGGGUGCCUACGAGGACAGAUCAGUGUUUGAUUCCUUGGACCUUGCUUGGUCAUUGUUGAGAAUCUACCCUAAGGAGAUGUUAAACAGGAUCAGUCCAAAGAUCUUGAAUGAAUUUUACGAUAGAGCCAGAGACCAAGACGAGGAUGACGAGGAUGAAAACCCAGAUAAGUCCCACGACUUGAUUGACGCUUAA